Molecule: messenger RNA, 2409 nt
Organism: Penicillium hordei
Lineage: Eukaryota; Fungi; Ascomycota; Eurotiomycetes; Eurotiales; Aspergillaceae
Product: tRNA methyltransferase RSM22
Exons: 2
Coding region: 1-2409 (802 amino acids)
Biological process (GO): translation
Cellular component (GO): mitochondrial small ribosomal subunit
Molecular function (GO): structural constituent of ribosome; methyltransferase activity
Source: RefSeq, a predicted model, not a curated record
AUGUUGUCCAGGUCUUCAGCAUCAGGCGCGAGGCGGUCACAAUCGCGUGAACUAUUUCGCACCUUUGCCUGCCCAUCUGGAUUGCGACAGCUCCGCGGACAUGCCAACCGUUUGACACCUACACAGCAACGCAGUCUUGUGCAAAAAGCGACGCCUUUGGUCACGUCCAACGGCCCUGCGCACCGAAGAAAUACUUCCGAAUAUGCGGCGUCACAAUGUCAGCCACAGCGGAGGUUUGUGUCAGGCCCAGCAACCGCCGACUCGAUACCUCAACCCAGCCAAUCCAUCGAAUCGGAUGAUAUCAAUACCCUGAUCGAUCGAAUCGGUGAAAAUGAGGCGGAAAUGGUACAAAUAUUGGAAGAACUGGAAAUUAUGGGCGAGGAGGACGAAGGAGACGAGCUCAUCGACUUGAUCCGCCAACGAGACGAACACACCGCAGAGUCAUGGGUACACAGGAUUAAACAGCGCUUUGGAGAUGAGGUGCCAGAAGGGCUUUUGGAUGAUGCCGAGCUUCAAAUCUACGCCCGCCUUUAUGGAGAACCAAUCAUUCGGCAGGAAGUUGAGUCAGUGAUUGAAGAGGAAGAGGAAGAUCUGAGCUUGCUCCGCGAAGAUGGACAAGGAGGAUGGGAGGAAGUCGAUAUCGAAGGAAGCGCAGCGGAGAAUGAUGUUCCACUCGUCUAUGAUAUGGAUGUUUCUCCGGAAGAGCGGGAAACAAUUGCCAUGCAACGGACCAGAGAAGUGGCAGAGCAGCUGGGCGGCGAACUUAUGCUCGAGGAAUUCGAGAACGAGGCAGUUCCUGAUUCUGCUCCAAGAAUGCAUCCGCUCACUCUCGAGGGCAAAUUCGGAACUGAUCCUACAACUAUCCAUCUGCCCAAGGACACUGUCACUGGCCCCAUAUCGGUCAUUCUGUCGGAAUUCUCCAACAAGCAUAUUUCCGAGGCUGCUCGGCGCCUGUUUGGAGGGCCAGGAUUGCCCCAUUCGAGUACAACGGCUCCUCCGCGUGCCCAAUUACCACAGCUUCCUGUCGCUCUUCAGGCUUCGCAGCGUCAAAUGGGAGAAAUGGAGGCUAACGUAUACUUGGCGGCCUUGUACCCUGGAAUCUACGCGUCGACACUUAGUGUUAUGGUUGAGAUUCGCAAGCGAUUGGGUGCCGAUUGGAUCCGCCGUCUCAUCGCACAAGAGGGUGGGCCAAACGUUCUUGAUGCCAGCGGUGGUGGUGCCGGCAUCCUGGCCUGGAGAGAUGUCAUCCGCGCGGAAUGGGAUCUCAUGGUGCCAGAUCACCCCGCGGGAGCCCCCAUCCCCUUUGGGAGAUCAACUGUGUUGACAGGCUCCGAUGCCCUUCGGAUGCGCGCUGCUAUCAUGUUGGACAACACUACCUUCCUCCCACGGCUACCUGAUUAUGUCCAUGUACGCGAGAAGCCUACAAUUGAUGACUCGCGGGAUGCCCCUAAGCGCAAGCAGUACGAUGUCAUCAUUGCACCGCACUCUCUUCUCAACCUCGAAGAAGAAUAUGAACGUAAACAGCACGUGGAGAAUCUGUGGUCUCUACUGAACCCCAACGGGCGCCAUAUCGCAAGCCCCGGCUCUACCGAAUACGACAACUUCCUCGAAAACCCCGACGAACGCGAGGUCAUUGAGAAAGAGCGUGGAAUGAUCGUCGCUCCCUGCACCAACCACUCAACCUGCCCAAUGCACAAUUCUUCGGGUGCUACUAAGGGCCGUAGAGACUACUGCCAUUUCGAGCAGCGAUACAUUCGCCCUCCAUUCCUACAGCGCAUCAUGGGAGCGAAAGACCGCAACCACGAAGAUCUCAAAUUUAGCUACCUCGCCGUGCAGCGUGGCGUAGACCUACGACAAGAGCAAGAAAUUCGCCAAGGUCCUGAGGCUACAGAUGCCGCGUUCGAAGGAUUCGAGGACCCCGAGGAGUCUGAUAUCCCCAACAAGCCAGCCUUCAACGCUCUAUCCCUCCCUCGCGCCAUCUACCCACCCAUGAAACGCCGCGGCCAUGUGACCUUCGAUCUCUGCACACCCGCCGGAAAAAUCGAGCGCUGGACCGUCCCGCGCUCCUACAGCCGACAGGCCUACCGCGACGCCCGCAAGUCUCAUUGGGGAGACCUGUGGGCUCUGGGGGCUAAGACCCGCGUCCCGCGCAACCUGAACCUUGGCGAUAAACAUGGUGAGGGUAAGAAGGAGCGCCUGGCUCGCCGUGCGGCGACCAAGGGUGACGCCGAGGAAGAGGGUGACUUUGAGAAUGAAGGAGAAGAGGAGGAUGAAGAAUAUGGGGUUCAUGACUCGGAUAUUCCUGAUGUCCCUGUCAAGAAGAGGGGCCAGCAUAUCCCCAGUUGGAAGAAGCAUAAUGAUAAAAAGAAGGUUCGUCAGGCUUCCAACAAGCGUUCUGCCGACGAAUAA